AAGUGAAUUUUAAUGUUAAUCUACAUAUUACAUUGUCAUAUUGUGCCAACUUUAUUCAACUCCUUCAACCACAAAGAAAGAAAGUAAGAGUAUCGAAGCAGUUGUUCAUCUCCACCAGUUGACAGAAUCUUUGUUGUUCUUGCCAUCUUCUGAAUUGGUGAUGGAGACUAAACUUGUAUGCUUAGAUCGAACCAGUUUGUUAUUCAACUCUUCACACGCUUGUAUCUUUCGAUUUCCUACCUCGUUUUCCUCGAAACCUAAUUUCCGACCUCGGAUUUUAUCAUCAGGAUCAAUGAGUGCCGGGGUGAAAUGUGCCUUGAAGUCUUACAAAUUGUCCGAACUUUCUGUAUCCGAGGUUGAUAAUCUGAAAGCUCGUCCCCGAAUUGAUUUUUCUUCUAUUUUUAGCGUGGUCCAACCUAUUGUUGAUGAUGUCCGCACUCGGGGUGAUGAUGCAGUGAAAGAAUAUACUGCCAAAUUUGACAAAGUCAACUUGGAUCGAGUGAUUGAAGAUGUUUCAGAUUUACCAGAUCCAGAGCUUGAUCCUCACAUUAAAGAGGCCUUUGAUGUUGCAUAUAAUAACAUAUAUGCAUUUCAUGCUGCUCAAAAGUCAGAGGAGAGAAAUGUUGAAAACAUGAAGGGAGUUAAAUGCAAACGUGUAGCGAGAAGCAUUGGUUCAGUGGGACUUUAUGUUCCAGGAGGAACUGCUGUACUUCCAUCCACAGCUCUUAUGCUUUCAAUUCCUGCCAAAAUUGCUGGCUGCAAAACAGUUGUUCUUGCAACACCUCCAAGCCAGGAUGGCAGUAUAUGCAAGGAGGUCCUCUACUGUGCCAAGAAAGCUGGUGUCACUCAUAUCCUUAAAGCUGGAGGAGCUCAGGCCAUUUCUGCUAUGGCCUGGGGAACAUCUUCUUGUCCUAAGGCUGAGAAGAUCUUUGGACCAGGAAAUCAAUAUGUAACAGCUGCAAAGAUGAUCCUACAAAAUAGUGAAGCAAUGAUCUCGAUUGACAUGCCUGCUGGCCCUUCAGAAGUUCUGGUGAUUGCUGACAAAUAUGCUAACCCUGUCCAUAUUGCAGCAGACUUGCUCUCUCAGGCUGAACAUGGACCAGAUAGUCAGGUUGUUCUUGUAGUAACUGGUGAUGGUGUAAAUCUAAGUGCUAUUGAAGAUGAAAUUAGCAAGCAAUGUCAAAGCCUUCCUAGAGGGGAAUUUGCAGCAAAAGCAUUAUCUCAUAGUUUUAUUGUGUUCGCUCGUGAUAUGGUUGAGGCCAUCUCUUUCUCAAAUUUGUACGCACCCGAGCAUCUGAUUAUCAAUGUAAAAGAUGCCGAGAAAUGGGAGAGCUUUAUUGAGAAUGCAGGAUCAGUAUUCAUGGGGCAAUGGACGCCUGAAAGUGUUGGAGAUUAUGCUAGUGGAACAAACCAUGUCCUUCCAACAUAUGGCUACGCAAGAAUGUAUGGUGGGGUGUCACUUGAUUCCUUCCAGAAGUAUAUAACAGUUCAAUCCCUGACAGAGGAAGGUCUGAGAAAUCUGGGCCCAUAUGUGGCAGCCAUGGCUGAAGUUGAGGGACUAGAGGCUCACAAGCGAGCUGUGACCUUGAGGCUUCAAGAUAUCGAGGCAAGGCAGGAGUUUAACUUGAGAUGAUUCGACUUAAACACUUACUGCAGCCCAGGAAGAAAAACAUCGUCUAGGCGUUUUAUGUCGCUCCGAUCUCCUCUACGCCUAGGACGUUGUUUGGGCCAAGAGCCAUAGUUAAUUGUUGUUUCUAUUUUUUUCCGUUAUUGAUACCGACAAAACCCAGCCAGAUGAUUUCUGUUGGUUGGUAGUGAGAGGAUUCUUAGUACCUGCAUACUCAAAAGAGAGCGCUGGUUGAAAAACAAUUAUCAUUUGAUUUUGUUUCUUGCUCUUUCUUAGCAGCGGGAAAGGAGUCUAUCUAUUUGCGUA
Molecule: messenger RNA, 1933 nt
Organism: Beta vulgaris subsp. vulgaris (sugar beet)
Lineage: Eukaryota; Viridiplantae; Streptophyta; Magnoliopsida; Caryophyllales; Amaranthaceae
Product: histidinol dehydrogenase, chloroplastic
Exons: 15
Coding region: 161-1633 (490 amino acids)
Biological process (GO): L-histidine biosynthetic process
Cellular component (GO): cytoplasm; chloroplast stroma
Molecular function (GO): metal ion binding; NAD binding; histidinol dehydrogenase activity
Source: RefSeq, a predicted model, not a curated record